CAAGAACAUAAAAGCACAAAAAAUAAAGAAAAUUGCAUGGCUUAUUUGGUUUCAUGUCUGUUUUUACACCUCAUGACAACCAAUCACAAUCAUUGGAGAUUGUGAAAGUUAAAUGUUAUAGAUGUCAACACAACUACUCUCUACUUUGUAGCAUUCUUUGGGAAUUUCAGUGGCAUCUUUUGGGAUCUGAAUAUUGAGUGUUUUGUUCUUCUUAUUUAUGUUAGAAUUUAGAGUGAUUUGGCCUUUAAUCGUCUAAUUUAGAACAACUCUGUGGCUUAAGGUCGUUCCUAACUGGAGUUUUGUUUUUGUUUUUCUGUCUGUUUUGUACUCUCAUUCUGUCAUCCUUCUCUUUUUCAGUUCAAGUUCUACAUUUUUACUGAAAUCCCGUUUUUCCAGGAUUUCCAAAAGUUUCCAUCUUUGAAAAUCCAGAAAUAUUACUUCUUGAUUGGUUUACAGUUUUACUAAGCCCCAUGUUCUAGUAUUCACCAAAGUUUCCUUUUUUGAAAACCCAGACCUGUUUUUGGAUUUCUGAUUCUGGGUUUUGCUCAUUUUUCUGAUUUAUUGAUUGGUUGAUUCAUGGGUGAGUCAAGAUCCAUUGGUUUUUUCUUUCUUCUUCUGAUUUUCUCCACUUGUUUUGGGGAUCAAACUUUGGAUAAAAUCACUGAGUUACCCGGACAGCCAAAGAAUGUUGGAUUCAAUCAAUAUUCAGGAUACGUGACAGUGAAUCAACAAGCUGGAAGGGCAUUGUUUUACUGGUUGAUUGAGUCACCAGUGAGUCGUAAACCCGAGUCAAGACCACUCGUUUUAUGGCUCAAUGGAGGACCUGGGUGCUCCUCUAUUGCUUAUGGAGCAGCUGAAGAAAUUGGUCCUUUUAGAAUUAGACCUGAUGGAAAGACACUUUACUUGAAUCGUUAUGCUUGGAACAACUUAGCAAAUGUGCUGUUCCUGGAAUCUCCAGCUGGUGUUGGGUUUUCAUACACUAACACAACAUCAGAUUUAUACACUACCGGUGAUAAGAGAACUGCUGAAGAUGCAUAUGUUUUUCUGGUUAACUGGUUUGAAAGGUUUCCACAAUACAAGCAUAGAGAUUUCUACAUUGCUGGUGAAAGUUAUGCAGGUCACUAUGUUCCUCAAUUGUCUCAACUUGUUUAUGAAAGGAACAAAGGGGUUCAGAAUCCUGUUAUCAAUUUCAAGGGAUUUUUGGUUGGAAAUGCUGUAACGGAUGACUACCAUGAUUUCAUUGGCACAUUCGAGUACUGGUGGACUCAUGGUUUGAUUUCUGAUUCAACUUAUCGAAGUUUACGAGUUGCAUGUGACUUGGGAUCCUCUACACAUCCAUCUCUGCAAUGCAUGAAUGCUCUUAGAGCUGCUCAAAUUGAGCAAGGGAACAUCGAUCCAUAUAGCAUCUUCACUCAACCUUGCAAAGAUACUUCAACAUUACGGCAUAACAUGAGGGGUCAUUAUCCCUGGAUGUCAAGAGCUUAUGAUCCAUGCACCGAGAGAUAUUCGAAAGUGUAUUUUAAUCGUCUGGAAGUCCAGAAGGCACUUCAUGCAAAUGUAACUGCUCUUUCUUAUCCAUGGCAAACAUGCAGUGAUAUCGUUGGAAAUUACUGGACGGAUGCUCCUCUCUCUAUGCUUCCUAUAUACAAAGAACUAAUUGCUGCUGGUCUUAGGAUUUGGGUAUACAGUGGAGACACUGAUGCAGUAGUUCCAGUGACGGCAACACGGUACUCCAUUGAUGCACUGAAGCUACCUACCGUCAUUAAUUGGUAUCCUUGGUACGACAAUGGAAAGGUUGGUGGGUGGAGCCAAGCAUACAAAGGGUUAACGUUGGUAACAGUGACUGGAGCCGGUCAUGAGGUUCCCCUCCACCGUCCCCGUCAAGCUUUUAUUCUUUUCCGAUCAUUCUUGGAGAACAAACUGAUGCCAAGUUAAAAAAUCUUAUCGAUAUCCAUGUUGCUCGAACUUUGGUGAGUUUGAAAUAUUUAAGUGUAUGGUCAAACUUUUAUAAGUUUUUCAUAUACAUGAAGGGUCGUACACUGCUGGACAGAGAAAAAGAAGAAUCCGGGUAGCAUAGGUUAAUGUUAGUAUUCAUUUUUUCUCGAUGAAUAAGUGAAAAAGAAAAUAUAGAAAUUUUUAAUACAAAUUGUCAAGAAAUUAUGUUGAGUGAUCACUAAAUUGUAGAAUAUUUUGUUGAAAUGUAUUCUUUAUAGGACUUUGAAUAAUUGAAAUUGCAGAUGUGGUUCAAAGUAAGUUGUUAAUAAAUAUUGUCUUCAUAGUUGA
Messenger RNA from Gossypium raimondii (Peruvian cotton), 2283 nucleotides. RefSeq names its product serine carboxypeptidase-like 27. Gene Ontology annotation, biological process: proteolysis. NCBI's taxonomy places the organism in Eukaryota, Viridiplantae, Streptophyta, Magnoliopsida, Malvales, Malvaceae. The transcript is spliced from 9 exons. Bases 577 to 1935 code for a protein of 452 amino acids. Gene Ontology annotation, molecular function: serine-type carboxypeptidase activity. The record is from RefSeq and is a predicted model, not a curated record. Gene Ontology annotation, cellular component: vacuole.